Molecule: messenger RNA, 1947 nt
Organism: Egretta garzetta (little egret)
Lineage: Eukaryota; Metazoa; Chordata; Aves; Pelecaniformes; Ardeidae
Gene: RAD51
Product: RAD51 recombinase
Exons: 10
Coding region: 76-1095 (339 amino acids)
Biological process (GO): mitotic recombination-dependent replication fork processing; DNA strand invasion; reciprocal meiotic recombination
Cellular component (GO): condensed nuclear chromosome
Molecular function (GO): DNA strand exchange activity; single-stranded DNA binding; ATP hydrolysis activity
Source: RefSeq, a predicted model, not a curated record
GGCACACAGAAGAGGUUUCUCCCCGCGCUCGCGUGCCACAAGCUGAGAGCAGGGCUGUGCUGACGACGCGGGGCAAUGGCUGUGCAGAUGCAGUUCGAAGCAAAUGCAGAUACGUCGGCAGAGGAGGAGAGCUUUGGACCGCAGCUCAUCUCUAGGUUAGAGCAAUGUGGUAUAAAUGCAAACGAUGUGAAGAAACUAGAGGAAGCUGGAUUUCACACAGUUGAGGCUGUUGCUUAUGCACCAAAGAAGGAGCUACUAAACAUUAAAGGCAUCAGCGAAGCCAAAGCUGACAAAAUCUUGGCUGAAGCAGCUAAACUCGUUCCGAUGGGUUUCACCACAGCAACGGAAUUCCACCAGCGAAGGUCAGAGAUCAUCCAGAUCACCACUGGCUCCAAAGAACUUGAUAAACUUCUUCAAGGAGGAAUAGAAACAGGGUCCAUAACAGAGUUAUUCGGGGAGUUUCGUACUGGAAAAACACAGUUGUGUCAUACCCUGGCAGUAACCUGUCAACUUCCCAUUGACCGAGGUGGUGGAGAAGGAAAAGCAAUGUACAUUGACACAGAAGGGACCUUCCGCCCAGAACGUCUUCUUGCUGUGGCUGAAAGGUAUGGCUUGUCUGGCAGCGAUGUCCUAGAUAACGUGGCAUACGCUCGAGGUUUUAACACAGAUCAUCAGACCCAGCUCCUGUAUCAGGCAUCUGCUAUGAUGGCUGAAUCACGAUACGCGUUGCUGAUAGUGGACAGUGCCACAGCCCUGUACCGGACAGAUUACUCGGGAAGGGGUGAGCUGUCAGCUAGGCAGAUGCAUCUGGCCAGGUUCCUGCGUAUGCUUCUUCGACUUGCAGAUGAGUUUGGCGUGGCAGUCGUGAUCACUAACCAAGUGGUAGCGCAAGUGGAUGGAGCAGCCAUGUUUGCCGCAGACCCCAAAAAACCCAUUGGAGGAAAUAUCAUAGCACAUGCUUCCACCACGAGGCUGUAUCUGCGAAAAGGCCGAGGUGAGACCAGAAUAUGUAAAAUUUACGACUCUCCUUGCCUUCCCGAGGCUGAAGCAAUGUUUGCUAUUAAUGCUGAUGGAGUGGGAGAUGCUAAAGACUGAAGACUCAGCUUCAUUUCCCGUGUGACCCAAGACCGGGUGUCCAUAACCCAAGACCGGGCUCCUUUCUUCGUGGCACCUUACAGAUGCUUUCCCCACUCAGAUGCUGGCAGAGGAACCUCUUGUAUUUCGGCACAGAGGUCCAUCAGGUGAAUACACUCUGAGACCCCUCUAGAGGGAUCCACCCUCUCGGGCUUUGGGCACGUGUUAGCUUAGCGCGGUUUCUUGAGCGCGCUUUCGGAGGACUGUAGCUUUUGUAUUUUCCUCACGGCUGUUGCCCCAGCUGGAUUCUGCCAGUGGACAUAGCGCAGUCAAAUCUGAGAGUAUGUGGCCAUAGCUCAUCACUUGGUGAAUUUGAAGUAGCAUUGGUGGGUUCGUCAAAUGAGAAAAGUGGUGAUUUAAAUACUUAAUGGAUUGCUUUAAUUAUAAAAUAAAGCGGGAUGCUAUUCCCCAGGAAGAGCUCGAGGCUAUUGCUGGGACUGAUGACUAUCGCAGUCCGUCUUCUUCCUGUUAAUUUUGGUUUGGAUACUGCAACACGCUGGGUUUGGGGAACUGUUAAUUUACAUUUCAGUGUUUGGGUUUUUUUGGUUUUUUUGGUUUUUUGUUUUUUUAUUUCACUCAUUCUCUGUGGAAAUCUGCUUUUAAUAAAAAGGACCAUGAAAGUGUUGACGACAUCACAGGUUUCUGGGGUUCAGCCAGGUGUUAAUUCAGACCAGGGCACAUUUCAUCUGUGGGUAGGGAGACGAUGCAUAAGUCUCAGCCUGGAUUUUUUUUCCUCCUCAUGCUAAUGAAACAUCAUCUGCUGGAUUUGGGCUGUGCGGUGCAGCUGUCCCCAUGCCCUGUUAGGGGUCUUGU